AUGGCUGUAAUAACAAAAGAGGAAAAUAAUGGCUUCAGAAUGCUGAAAGCUUUGAGUGAGUGUGGGAGACGAGUGUUGCAUCAGACGUUCCGCUGGGGAACACCAGAUAAACCUGCUACUACAACACUUGAUCAUUACUUAAACAACUUGAGACAAACAUCAUCUGCUAAUUACUUAAAACUCAAAAGUAAAGAUCGAAAGUUUGACAAAACACAAAAGAAACUGAUAAGUAGAAGUUCAAAUGGAAGAAAGUUUGAUGUUCCACUACUGUGUAGGAGCAUUAAACUUGCUUGUGAGAAUGUUGCUCCUCUCAGUGAUCCAAUAUGGAUCACUGCCAGUACACAAAUGGAGUACUACGUCACUGCCAUAAACAACAUGAGGAACGAUGCUGUUCACGGUCCACUUGCAGUUACUGAUGAAGAUUAUUAUGAAAAUAUGAGAAAGCUUCGUGAGUUGUUAACUGGUUGUGUUAAGACGUCUGGAGAGAGGUAUGGGAGAGACCAGGAUGAUGUUAACAAGGAGAUCCAGCAGAUGAAUGAUGACCUGGACUACAUCAUGGAUGAGAUUCUCGGUGAGGAAGAUAUAAUGAAGUAUUGUAUUGAUGACAUAAAACAGAUUAUCAUUAAAGACAGUUGUGUUACGCUGAAGAAGAUCUUACAACAAAUAACUUAUAUUAACCCAGUAUCUUUUAUCACUGACAACUUUCAACUUGAAGUAGACAAAAUUUUUGUCGAUAUUGAAGUUAAACAAGGAAGACGUAGAGCUUCUGGCUCACAACAACAAGGUUCCUCUGGACGGCCGCAAAUACUGUUGCUUGAAGGUGUUGCAGGCAGUGGCAAGACCACUCUAGUGAAGCUAAUAACUGACCAAUGGAUACAAGGUGGUCAAGGUAACAUCAAGGACUUAGAUAAUUAUGAUCUCUUACUGUGGGUACAGUGUAGGGACCCGACUAUCAACUCCAACCAUCAUCUUCUACACCGACUAUUACCAGAUGUUUCAGCAAAAUUCAGAAACAUUCUGCCUAAAAUACUCAAGCUUUGUAAGGUAAUAAUAAUAGUUGAUGGUCUGGAUGAACUCAAUAACAACUCCAGAACACUAGUCAAAAGUCUUUUACUGGAAUUCCAAAACUCUGUUAACACAAUUUUUAUCUGCACCUCAAGACCUGAAGCAGUUGAAAUGUUCAGCUUAACGAUCCCUGAAGAUUAUCAUGUAACUAAUGCUGAACUACGAGGCAUAAAGGAGGAACAUAUGAAAGACUUUGUGCGUCGGACUCACCAGGAGAUAAUUAAGCUGACCAACAGUAACACAAACACUGUUGAACUAGUAAAUAAGGUGAUGAAUGUUACAGGUCUUCACCAACACUUACGUCUACCAAUGAAUUUAACAUUUAUUGUUUACAUCUUGGACCAGGAACCUGAUGAGUUAAACAUAAGAACAAUAACACAAACGCAACUCUAUCAUAAAAUACAUCAUAUGUGUCAAAGUAAGUUAUUAGAGAGAUUAACGAACUGUUCAAAGAUCAAGGUGAUGAAUGAAAGUACUCUACAGAACAGUGUUGAAGAAAUAUUGAAGAUAAUAUACGCGACAUCACUAGAGAGUCUGUCACGUGACCAGUUGAGUCUUGAAGAAGAGACUGCAGAAGAACUAAUAUCUGUUUGUAACAAACAUGAUAUACCUUACCAUGAGAUGCUGUCUGCUUUUUUGAGUUUGAAGCCAAUAUGGACUUGGCAAGGCAUCGAGGAGCGCUACUCUGCACCACACAAGGGAAUCCAAGACUACUUCAGUGCUCUGCAUAUUGUGAUGACACUCAAGUACCAGCUGGAGUCUUCACCACUCCCUGUCUUGUACACUCAACACCCAGCACCACCUGUAUCUUCCCAACCACCUGUGAUAACUGUAUCACCAUCACCACCUGUGUCUUCCCAACCAUCUGUGAUAACUGUACCACCAUCACCAACACCACCUGUGUCUUCCCAACCAUCUGUGACAACUAUGUCACCAACACUAACUAUGACGUCUCCACCACCUGUAACAAGUAUGUCACUAUCACCAACACCAGCUGUGACUUCUCCACCACCUGUGAAAAUUAUGUCACCAUCUCGUACUCAAUCUCCAUAUUCACCGGUUACAGCUUCACCAUCCUCACCUUCACCAGCACGACCUACACCCACCUUACUUACACCUUCACAACCUACACCCACCUUACUUAUACCAGCAUCACCUAUACCAGCACCACCUACACUAGCAUCACCUACACCUGCUUCACCUAUAACCUGCACACCUGACAGUAUCAGGGGAAUGUUAGAAGAGAGCGUCAUGUCAGCUACACCUGCCUCAGCUACACCUGACACACCUGUCAGUAUCAGGGGAAUGUUGAAACAAAGCAUCAGGUCAGGUGUGGUAGACAUGAACAAGUACCAGAAUGUUCUGAUACAUGUGGCUGGGCUGCUGUACCUGGUACUAGGCCAGGUACCUGAAACACCUGGACGGGAAGUGGUUCAUCUCCUACAAGAGUCUGGUAUGAGACACAACAAUCAGUGGCUCGACCUCCUUGACAACACUAACAUGUCUCCAGUUACUGUCAAAGAAAUAUCUCGCUUCUACAAUACUGAAGAAACAAUUGACGUAAGUGAUGGACGUCUGAGAAGCUACGCUGCUCUCCUGCCACACCUCAGCUCCUGCAAGGUGAGGAUUACUAUCCAUGGUGACCUUGGUGACCUGCCUGACCUGCCUGACCUGUUGGCUGCCCUCACCCACCACCACUGUACACACCUGGCACUGUGGUACCACUACCAUCAUGCUGACAGAGGCACCACUUCUGACAACCAGCUGCAACGUCUACAACCUCGGAGUUACCUGGAAGGGUUCAUUGGUAGUCUUACUGGUGGAGGACUGAGGCUCCUACAACAGUGUCACAAGCUGAGGACCCUCUACCUGGCUGUGGUGGGUGACCACCUGUCUGGCUGUCUCCUGCCACAACUACACCACAUUGUCACCUCCACACUACAUCAACUUGACUACCUCAGAUUCAGAGUGUCACCAGCAGCAGUGUCAGCAGCAGCCCUGACGUCACUACCCAGCACACAGGACGUGGUGAAGCUGGAGCUGACAUAUGUGACUGAUGAUAUAGCGAGUCAUGCCUGUGACCUGGCCCAGGAGCUACAACCACCAGGAGGGUACCGGGAGAUCAAAUACUGGAGCAGCACGUUAACAGUAGUGGGCAUCCAAGACAUCAUCCGUCACCUGCAUCACCACAGUGUUAUGAUGAAGGAUGUGUUACAAGUACAGACCAGCGCCAGCAUCACACGACACCAGCGGCACCAGCUGGUCACCCUGGCUAAGACAACACUCAGCUGUGACUUAGACAUAAUUGGUGGAAACGUUGAGCGAGAUGAAUCAGAUGAAUCAGAUGAACCAGAUGAAUCAGAUGAACCAUAA
Molecule: messenger RNA, 3438 nt
Organism: Cherax quadricarinatus
Lineage: Eukaryota; Metazoa; Arthropoda; Malacostraca; Decapoda; Parastacidae
Source: RefSeq, a predicted model, not a curated record